This is a messenger RNA of Drosophila bipectinata, 9692 nucleotides long. RefSeq names its product eukaryotic translation initiation factor 4G2 (gene eIF4G2). The record is from RefSeq and is a predicted model, not a curated record. Lineage: Eukaryota; Metazoa; Arthropoda; Insecta; Diptera; Drosophilidae. Gene Ontology annotation, cellular component: eukaryotic translation initiation factor 4F complex. Gene Ontology annotation, molecular function: mRNA binding; translation initiation factor activity; protein binding.
UCUGGUAACACUGUUUUAUAUUCAGCUAACGUAAAAGUUUCUAUAGAAUAUUUACAUUUACAAAAUUAUUUGUAACGGAUAGUGAAUCUACUAAAAAAAAAAAGCGAAGUACAACGGACAAUGCACUAAUGUAAAGGCCUAGUGGCAGUGUAAAUUUUGGCGUGUUCCCCGCGUGGAACUGCAUUUUUAUUUCUUUCGUUUCCUCAGUUUUGUGUGUGCGCUUGUAUGUGAAGAAAAAAGAGUGAGAGCGGCGAGGAGUAAAGCGAAAAAAAAAAAUUACCGUGAAAUUUUUGCUCUAGCCCGUACGUUGUUUUCUAUAUUUUUGUACGUAUGUACGUGUACGUGCCCGUCGUCCGUCUGCACAAAUGUGGAUGUGGAUGUGCAUCGUAGACUCGCGUAUUUUUAUACAUGGAAUAUCUGAAAAUUCCGGAUCGAGCGAACCGCGAAACCCACGAUAAGGACGAUACCACGACACCGGAGCAUAUACCACAAAAAGGAUAGGAGUAGACUUGGAGGGUAUCGCAGAGGUAGGGCUUAUAGAUCGAGCCUCCAAUCCAACACGUCCCCAAAAAUCACACACACGGAUCACAGGGACAACCCUCCACUACCCACUAGGUGGGUAGCUCAACGGGUAUCCAAUUAGAAGAAGAAGAAGACCACAAAACCACACGCACGUCGGGCCACUAACGAAUUUCGGGGAAUCUUCUGGAAAGGAAGUCUGCAUCGGAGUCUGAAGCACAGGAAGCGAUCAACCGAAGGUCCUCCUAUGUUCCUGCAAACGGGAGGGGGUGGGAAGGGAACCAGGCAACAGUCGACACACCAGCAGAACCACAACCACCAAGCCCAGCACCACCAGACGGCGCACUCGCACCACCACCACCUCCAGCAGCAACAAUCAGUAGUCCAGCAGCAGCCGCCCCAAACGAGAACGAACCUCUUGCAGCAGCAGCAGGAACAGCAGCAACAGCAGCAGGCUCACGCGCUGUUCGUCCCGAACCACACCGGUCUUCAUCACCACCAGCAACAGCAGUUGCUCCAACAGCACCACCAGCAACAGCAGGCCCAGCAGCAGGCCGCCCAACAGCACCAGCAACAGCUCCACCAGCAGCUUCAACAGCAGCAGCAACAGCAGGUGCAGCAGCAACAGCAGCAGCAGCAGGUCCAGGCCCAGCCACACCCCCAGCCGGUCAUAUUCUAUCCCCCACCGUCAACCUACACUAGUCACUCGGCGGCGCCAGGCAACAGCAAUGCCGGCGGCGGCGGCGCUGCCCUCCAACUGAGCGCCGCCGCCAGCACUAGUUCUCUAGGACAUCCGCACAGUGGGGCCGGUGGCGCUGGCGGUCAUCACCAUGGAGGAACCGUUGCAACCACAACCGGGGCCAACCUAACGCGCGCCCUCAGCAACCCGACGCUGCCGCCCCACUUUCCGCAGUCAGCUGGUCUGGCUGCUAGCGCUGCCCCAGGGGCGAGUUACAUCACUACCACCUACAUACCCUAUAACCCGACCAGUCAGCUCAUGGGCAUGCAACCGGCGGUGUCGUUUCCAGCCAACGGAGCCGCCGGAGCUCCAACCGCCUUCUAUGCAGCAACACCGCAGCCGCCGCCACAGCAGAAGCAGCUGCCACCAAAUAGUCAGCAGCCCGGAGGACCGCCGGGUGGGGCAGCGGGAGCUGGUCAGCCGUCGAUUACGUACUUUGUAGGGACUCCCCCGCCCAAUGCCGGCAAUGUAGCCAACAAUGUGACCACUGCGGCCACUACCCUUCGGGGCAAUAUGCGGGGCGGCCAGAGGGCGGCCGCCACGCCUCAGCACCCGAGCUACUAUGCCGCCUACGCCAUGGCGCCGGCCAACGCACCGCGUCCCACUCCUGCAGCGGUGGCGCCCAUGAUAAAUUCGCGCAACGGGGCUCUUAACGGACCGGCCGCCUUUCAUCUGCAGCCCAACUUUAUGCCUGGACUGACCUUAGGAUCGCCGGCCGGAAUGGCUGCUGCACCCAUGCUGGCUCCGGCCGGAAUGGCCGCCCCGCCACCUCAGCAGCCCGGCGGCCUGCACACCUAUGCCCAGCACCUGCAGACCACGAAUGCCACUGCUCUGGCUGGCGUCCAGAAUGUAGCUGGUGUGCCAGCCGUGCCGACCGGAUUCUCGGCCACAUCUCUGACAACUGCACCAGUGGGCGGAGCUCCGCAAAUAGUAUCCAGCGGCGACAAGGUGCGCCGUCACGCCAUUCCCAUCAUCCACCCGGACACAAAAGAGAACGUGCUAGACCCCAAGAGCUCGGUCUUCAUCAAGAAGGACUCUAACUCGACACUGACACCCAGCACGGGCCUGGACUCGGACAGCAAUAGUACCUUGUGUCUGUACCAGGCGCCUGUUCUUCUGGACUCCACCUCGGGUUCGUCCCUGGUAUCGGGCGUUCCGGCCCCGGUGGACCAGCAGAUGCAGACACUAGCCGCCAAGGCACCCGAAAUGCCAGUCUCCCAGUCAGGUUCCGCAGAAAAGCUGCCUGGCAUUGUAUUCGGCAGCGAUUCAACCUCUGAACUGGAUGACGGAAAUGUGAAUCCGGCUAUCACCACCACAGACAAGGAUCAGAUCAGUGUCAUUGUGAAGGACAUUUUGGCCCACUCGGGCAAUACUGAGGAACACCUCAGCUUCUGGCAGUACAGCGACGUGGACAAUGCCACCGACAGCCACGUUAGCCUGCCACUGGUACACAAGGAGUUGAACUUGCCGGAAGCUACUGAUUCGGGACCACAGCCCGUUUUGUUCCAAGAACCACCCAAGAAACAGCGCCCCAAAUCAGCAAACAAGCAAAGUACCGCCACACCCACAUCGAUAGCGAAUGACGUUGCCGAGGCUGCGGCCAGUGGCUGCUCGGGCAUCUCAAUACUAACCAGAAGCCAGCCGAUGCUGACCCCAUCGCCAGUACCGUCGCCAGCUCCGCGUCCCGCUACACAGAAGCCGACCAAGUCGAUAGCUACGACUGCGGUUCCGGCGCCAGCGGGCUCGCCCAGCAGGAAGACAUCCACUACCACAAGUUCGGGCGCCUCCUCGUCGGCCGCCUCCACACCAACACAUCAGUCAAGAGCACAGCAACAGCAACCGCCAGCCAAGCAACAACAGGUGUCCGGAGCUGUUGGGCAAGCAUCAAGCGUGGGCACGGCCUUCGCAUCGGCACCGCUAGCCCCGCCAGCUCGGGUCUCGGCGGCAGUCAACCAACUGGCCGGCACUACCGCACCGGCAAACACCGGCAACAAUUCCAACAACACGAAUAGCAACAAUGCGAGCAACAAGAAGCAACGUAAGGCCCAAAAACGGGCCAAGGAGCUAGAAAAGAAAAAGCAGAAAUCCACGAUAACCAACACCACUGGCAUCCAGAAUCAAAACAACAAUGGCAAGGGCAACAAUGGCAGCAUGCCGCCGGCCGAAAACACAAACAACAACAGUGCCCCGAACACAACAACACAGAACGCAACGGUGACAACAAAAGCGGCAGGAGCUGAAGCCGUGCCCGAGGCAACAACCAAACAAGUUACGACGCAACCGACGACUGAUAAGCUUAGUGCAACUAGUAAUAAUCCUAGCGUAAGUUCUAGCCUAAGAGACAACCAAACACAACCGCUGCCCACCUCCAAGGAGCAGCUGGCAUGCAUCAACAACAACAAUGACGAGGAAGUCAUUGAUGACGCGGAUGGCGAAAGUGACAUAGAAUCGGAUAGCAAGGAGGACAGCAUGUCACAGAGCAUGGAAAACAAGGUAGACCAGCACGUCCCAACAGACGAGAUUGUAGCGAAAUUUUUACAAAAGGGAAGUGCCAACUCAACCGCGACUUUCUCGGAAUCUCAGCUGCAGUUCCUAAACAGCAGCAGUUCUGUAUGCGAGGAGGAUGAGCAUAGUCCUUCAACCAAAUCCUCAACGGUAGCCCUGAGCGAGGAGAACUCUUUGGGCGAGCUUAAGUUUGGAGAUUUCAACGAGGAGACCCGCGACACUGGUUUCAUAUGCAGCUCCACUUGGUCCAGUUCCACCCUCAGCAAAGCUGCCGAAGAUGCAUCAUCUCUGAGCAGCAAGAGUACCGACAAUGUGGACUGUGCUGCCCCGAUUAAGGCACCGAUUGUGGCCGAAAAGAGUGGUGGUGGGAGCAAAAAGAGCUCACCCCUUCAUCAGGUAUCCAGCAAAGGAUCUGGAUCAAGCUGUGGAUCACCGAAGCCGAAGCAGCAGCAAAAAACUAAAUCGAAGAGCCCCAGUCCAACUCCUCCCACUCCAAAUCCCGAGAAGUUCUAUCGUUAUAGCAUCGAAAAGCUGCGCGAGCUAUCCAAGCUGAGCGACUCCCGAAAGCCACCGAUGGUGCCGUGCCAGAAGGGAGAUUGUAUUUCGCAGCUAUUUGUCUCCCGCCAGCAACAGCAGCAGCAUCACGGCCACGGCCAGCACAUCCAGCAGUACCAGCACAUGAACUUUAACGAAUCGAUGGACUAUGUGCCGGGCAAGCGGGGUCGCGGCCAUGGAGCCGGCAAGAAGCAUCACGACGGACACCAGCAGAUGGGCAGCUCUGGCGGCAUGGGCAGCAUGGGCGGAGGUGGCGGUGGUGGAGGCAGUGGCCUACCCAACUCAAAUCAACGCCACAUGGACAUCAUUCGUGUGCAGCUGUCGCUCAAGGAGGAGAUCAAGUUGUCCGAGUGCGAGAAUGCCUGGCAGCCAGAGACUCUGCGCCGUAUGUCCAUGGCUACUGGCCAGGAGGAGGACACCGAUGUCGAGGGCGUGAUUAAGAAAGUGCGCGGCAUACUGAACAAGCUCACACCCGACAACUUUGAGGUUCUGCUCAAGGAGAUGUCCAGCAUCAAGAUGGACAACGAAGCUAAAAUGACAAACGUCAUGUUGCUGAUCUUUGAGAAGACCAUCAGUGAGCCAAACUUUGCACCAACCUAUGCCCGCUUCUGCAAGGUUCUCUUCCACGAGAUCAAGGCCGAGAACAAGUCCUUGUUCACGAGUUCGCUGAUAACCCGCAUCCAGCACGAAUUCGAGUCAAAUGUGAACGAUGCGAACGCCAAGGCCAAGAAGCUGCAGCCGACCAUGGACCGCAUCAAUCAGUGUUCAGAUCCGGCCAAGAAGGCAGAGCUGAGAUCGGAAAUGGAGGAUCUGGAGUACCAAUUCCGUCGCCGAGCCUGGGGCACUGUGCGAUUCAUUGGGGAGCUCUUCAAGCUGCAAUCGCUGACCAGCGACCGGGUGCUCAACUGCGUGGAGUCCCUGCUCGAGCAUGGGUGUGAGGAGAAGCUGGAGUACAUGUGCAAGCUGCUGACCACGGUUGGGCAUUUGCUGGAAGCCGCCCUUCCGGAGCAGUACCUACUCAGGGAUCGCAUUGAGAAGAUCUUCCGCCGCAUUCAGGACAUUGUGAACAGAUCUCGUGGAACGUCGCACCGUCAGCAAGCGCACAUCAAGAUCAGUAGUCGCGUCCGAUUCAUGAUGCAAGACGUUCUCGAUUUGCGACUGCGUAACUGGGAUCAGCCGCCAGGAGCGAACCAAUCGCAAGGAGGCCGGAACCAGCGGCACAAGCAGCACGACGAUUCCAAGGACCAGCAGCAUCAUAGUUCCGGUGGGAAUCGUGGAGUAAACCAACACCAGCAGCAAAUGCAUCACCAGUCUCAGCAAAAGCAUCACCAUCACAGCCAGCAGCAUCACCAGCAUCACGGCCAGCAGCACGGUGACGACAGGGGUGGCGGUGGCGGCGGCAACUACUUCAUGCAAAAGAUGCCCAAACAGCAACAACACGAGAACCAAACGCUCAGCAUCGAUCCCAGCAAGCUGCGCUUCAGCAGCAGCAGCCUCGCCAGCGAAGACACGCCCGCCAAGCUGGGCAAUUCCUCGCACUAUCAGUGGCGCAACGCCGGCAACCGGCCGGUGGGCAGCACCCCCGCCAACAAUCCGCCGCCGCCCACUUCACUGCUCAAGCGCCUACCCACUCCGGGUCAGAACUUUAGCUACUCGCCGUACCAGCAACCCUCUUCUCAGCCCAUGGGGGCUUCCGCACCACCUGCCAGUGGCAACAGGAGCCAUGCGGGCGAACAGCAGAACUCUUCAGACGUAGGCCUGGACGCCAAGGAGUGCCAGGAGCUGCUGACUAAGAUGGUGGAGGAGGCUUUGAAUACCCGCAACUGGCAAGGGGAAGUCCUUACGAUCUGGCGUUCCCACAACGGAAAACAGCAGUCGAAAGUACUGCAUUACCUACUGAUGGACUACCUCCAUCGGGCGACAGUGAAGCGCCAGCAGCGGCAGGCAUCCGCCAACGUGUUCUCCCACUUGAUGAGCCAGGAUGCCGUGGAUAAGGCCGUCUUUGUACAGGCGUACUCACGAUUCGGCGAAGACUUUCCGGAUUUGCUGGUGGAUGUACCCAAUGGAUGGGCGUAUGUGUUCGAGUUUUUGGGUCCGUUGCUGCACUCUGGCAGGCUGAGUCUCAAGGAUAUUUGGCAGCGACGCUGGCUGGAUAAUCCAUCUUUCACGGAGCGCUUCGUGUUUGCCUUUGUGAACUAUUUUGUGCAGGAAUUCGGUGCCGCCUACGCCCGCAAGCUGUGGCACAGCGAGUACAAGUUGGACCGCGGCCAGAUGUUCUGGAGUGAUGGACGCAAGUAUCGGGACUUUGUGCAGGCGCAUAGUUUUUACUUUCUGGACAAUGGACCCGCACAGCAGCAACAAAGCCAGGGAAAACCCAAAGGCCCGACAGCCUACCGUUCGCCGGUGGAGCAUGUGGAGCGAAUCCGAUACCUACUGGGCCUGUCCUGCGACAUGGCCAUCGACUACAUUAACACGAACGUGGCCAUCAACGCCAACUUUGUCAGGCAGCUCACAAAAUUUCUAUGCUGUGAUUUCGCGCUAACUGUGAUGACUAACACCCACAAUAAGAAACAACCGCUGCAGCUCAACACCGAGAGCUUUCGCAGCCGGUGCACACCGCUGUUGCGCCUCUGCAUCGACGCCCAGGAGGCGCUGGAGAUCGCGUGCAUUGACGAGGCGGUGGACUCGCUGCAGCAGCACUUUAUGGCGGAGUUCGAGGACGAGAUGGCCGCUGGCGAGACCAUCUGCAGCACGUUCAGUGUGCUCUACGACAGCGAGGUGAUACCCAAGGAGUCAUUCGACAAGUGGUACAAGCUGGAGAUCGAGCACUCCUCCGCCUACCGUCGUCCGUUCAUCGAAAAACUUCGCAGCUUCAUCGAGGAUAUGUAGAUGCAAGACGUUCUUAAACACGAAUACAAAAGUAGAGGAACCAAAAGUGGAAAAAACAAACAUAAAAUUAGAAAUCCCUAACAACUAACUAGCCGGUGACCCGAUUGACCCGGCGCGGUCGUAGGUGUGAAGUGGAUACUAUUACGCAAAGGAUCUGUCUUAAAAUUUGAUUGUGCAUCGUCGACACACACUCACAUACACCCCAUUGUUUGUUGUGCAGUGUUUUGGAACUGUCUAGACGAAAAUUCCUUGUUUUUUCCACACAGAUUUCCUAUGCAAGCCGAACCUUCAAGUCACACACACACCAAACAUUUCAUUUGUAUCACAACACGUUCCUUACGAGAAAGAUAAAAUUUCCCAUUCGAUGACUUGGUCAUGUUUCAACACAGACAACAAAUAUUUACACUUAAUCGUAUCAAAUGAAUAAAUAUAACAGAAAAACACCCACGAAUAAUGAAAAUCAUAAUAAUUCAAUGGAAUCUCCGAUGACCGAAGUAUAUUCGAGGAAUAACAUCGACUAAGCAUUACCCAGCAAUACAGGGUAUACAGCGCAUAUUGAUGUAUAAUUACAUAUAGAAUAUUCAUUUUCGUAAACUCUACAGUAUUUCGUUAAUCAUUUAAAUAAAUGCGGACAUCAUUUAUAGGCCUAGCUUCGUAGCUUAGCGUACUUUUCUAGACUUAAAAGGAAUUUUUGUUUAUUUUACCUUUCAGUACAAAGCUUUGUGAAUUCAAAUUACGUUUGUUUUGUUUAUUUUUUUUUGUUUGAGGUAUUAUAAACUAUAACCACUUAUGAUUUACGUAUCUUCGAUUUCAAAUGUAAACGGCUCAAAAAAAUAGGCAAAAAUAUUCACUCUUCCUAACCGAUCUGUAUUUCAAAUCUCAAUUCCGCGGUUUAUUGUACAACUCGGAAUAUUCACUUAUAUAUUAAAUCAAUAUAUAUAUAUAUAUAAAUUAUAAAAAUAAUUUAUGGCAAAAAUAUACGUACGUAUACUAAACAAAAAUGAAUGUAAAUUAUAAAAUUCGUAAAGACAUGUAAAGUAUUUAGCACACAAAGCAUGAUUAUCCAAAGAUAAAUCUUAAAAUUAGCUGUAAAAAGGAAAGAAAAAAAAUACACUAAUAUUAAAUUCGACGACAAAAAAUAUAAAAACACACACACACAUUUACUAUAUAGUUAUUUAAACCAAAUUGAAAAAACAAAAAGUAUAUAUAAAUAACAAUUCAAGCAUAAAAGCAUACAUAAACGUCAUAAUGAAAAACGAAAAAAAAAGCAAAAACAAAGAGCUCUAAGCCGCCUUUAAUUAGUUAUUUUUAUAAAAUUGAAUGAAAACCUAAAUCUAAAUCGAUAAAAGCAAAAACUCAAUUUCAAAAAUUUAUAUAUAAAAUAUUUGAAGCAAGGCAACAAACAAAAAACAAACAAGUUUAGCGAAAAUUAGUUUUACUAAACUCCACAUUUUUUGUGUAUAAACUUUAGGUUUUUUUAUUUUACACUACAAGUGGAAAAACAUGAAAAUGAUUUACGGCAAAAGCAAAUGAAAAUUGUACGCCUAAGUAAUUAGCAAAAACAAGAAUUAAAAAAGAAGCAAGAGAUAUGGUUUAAAUAGGUAAGAAAUUGACAAAGAAAAACCCGAGAAAACCGAGAAAAAAAGGAAGUAAUUAUAACACUUCUGCACUAAACAAGAGAAUAAUUCUAAAGCCAAGCUAAAACAUUUAUAAGUGGGCGUGGCUAUUUAACUAGUUUCGUAGCAAUUCGGCAGGCAUUCCAAAUGCUUUCGGCCAACUUUUCGGGAUGAAUUUCAACCAGAUACCGAGCACGAUGAACUGGUAUCCUGAAUUUCGAUGAGCCGGGGGCAGGAGAUUGAACCAGAGUUUCCCAGUGAAUUUCCUUAGAGAAAUUGAAAGUAGAACCCAGCAGAACAAGGCGAGCAGGUGACGGGGCAGGAUAUGCGGAGAGCAUAUGCUAAACAGGAAAUCAACAAGAAAUUGUAAACAGCUAAUAAUAAAACGGAAAAGUAAAACUUUAAGGCGUUUUAAUGCGGGUCCAGUUCUCAGUUGGCAUUUCUCAUUUUCAUAGGCAUGCGGCACAUCUUCAUCCCACCACACUCAAGAACUUAUCCUUAAGAACAAAACACUCGCAAAAAGUGCAUCCCUAAACACCCAAAACCACACACACCCACAACACAUCUCAUCAUUUGGUGAUGGCAGAAAGUAAGAGUACCAUUUGUUGCAUUGCUUAGCAUAAGAGGUUGUGGACAUUGGCUUUAAGGCUUGUGAAAAAUGAUAUAAGCCAGUUUGAAAAUGGCCGAACGUCGAGGUCGCAUUCCUGUGGCCAGGUUUCGCACCCAGGAGGCCAAGACCCGCAGCAGGAGUCGCGUCCGGGAGCCAGACUAUAAUGAGCAGGACCCGGAGCACGAUGUGUUCACGCUGCUGGAGGACAACAUCGCCCUGAGGGAGGAGAACAAAGCGCUCAAGCUUGAGAUCGAAACAC